GCCUCUCAGUUCGGCGGAUCCUUGUACAUGAAGGAUGGACGCGCCUUGUUCGUGCGGUGUAACUUCACCGACAACACUGCCAGCUCCGGAGGAGCUGUGUACUCUAGAGGAGGAGAAGCUCACUUUCAGAGCUGCCGCUUCGAGAGGAAUACAGCCCAGCUGAACGGGGGAGCAGUGACGCUCAACGGAGGACAACUGAGCUUUCGAUCGUGCGUCUUCUCGGGAAACGUGGCGAUCAACAAGUAGUUGAGGAGAGGAGGAGAGAGGCGGAAGAAGAGGGGGGGAUAGAAGUGUAUCUCUGAGAUGCUUGGCAGCGGAGGAGCGGUCGCGCUGUAUAGCGGCAAGUUGGAUCUUAUCGAUACUAUCUUCGAAAACAACCGAGC
Guillardia theta CCMP2712 is the source of this 383-nucleotide messenger RNA. RefSeq lists its product as hypothetical. Bases 28 to 246 code for a protein of 72 amino acids. The transcript is spliced from 2 exons. NCBI's taxonomy places the organism in Eukaryota, Cryptophyceae, Pyrenomonadales, Geminigeraceae. The record is from RefSeq and is a predicted model, not a curated record.